Temnothorax curvispinosus is the source of this 6765-nucleotide messenger RNA. RefSeq names its product 5-hydroxytryptamine receptor 2A-like (gene 5-HT1). Gene Ontology annotation, molecular function: G protein-coupled receptor activity. NCBI's taxonomy places the organism in Eukaryota, Metazoa, Arthropoda, Insecta, Hymenoptera, Formicidae. The transcript is spliced from 8 exons. The coding region runs from base 1965 to 3179 and encodes 404 amino acids. The record is from RefSeq and is a predicted model, not a curated record. Gene Ontology annotation, biological process: adenylate cyclase-activating adrenergic receptor signaling pathway. Gene Ontology annotation, cellular component: membrane.
UACUUAAAAUUUCCGGUAAUUUCAAGAUGCAGAAAUACUUCAUAAUUUCUCAUUAAAAAAUCUCAUUUUUUUCCCAGAGCAGUUCUUUAAUUUUCAAACAAAUAAAGAGGCAUGAGCUACGUGCUCCAUCGGGUAGAUUUAAUUCGCAUUCUUCUUGCCGAGCACUUGCCACUGAUUUGCGACCCUUUUUCGACCGCAGCGAACAUUCCGAAAAGCUAUGAGAACUUAGAAAUUACAGACCUCUUCGAGUGAACCUAACGUAUAUACAUAUAUAUUCUUCAGCGUCCUUAGCGAGGAUUCUUCUAGCGAGUUUCUACUAGAACUGCUUGAAAAUUUUUACACUUGACUUUUUAGAAAAUAACGAAACGUGUAUCACAAAGUUAAAAAUACAGGAUCAACCAAACAUGAUGUUUCUACUUGGAACUUUUACAAAUUCCGAAAAGUAAGAAGAAAUCUUAGAAAAUAAAUAAUCAGGUAAUUCGUAGCAGGCUUAAUUCAUGUUUCAUAUUUUUCUCUUUCUUUUUCAACUGUAAUUUAUUUUUAAAAAUAAACAAUCAUAAAGAUUGAUAUAUCCAUGUAGAUAUAAUCCAUCGCUUUUUCUCUUAUUUUCGUCAUUUUGCAUACCGAAAUUUCGAGGACUAAUUAUUAAAAAGAUUCUUCUAGAUCCUUUAUCCCUUCUCUUAAUUAAUUUUUCAAUGUCCAGCAAUCUUUCAGGCAAUUCUCUAAGAGAACAUUUUCUCUUUUUCGACCCCUUGUAACUACAUUGCUUACCAGGCAGCUUUCGAGGCCUUGUUGCGCAGUAGCGUCGAAAGUUGGUUUCUCUUCGAGGAGACGAUCAUCCAAGAAUGGGUUCUGUUACACGCUUUGUUUGUUCCUUCCCUAAAAACGUCGGUUCGGCCCGGCGACCGUUUAAUUUUCCUUCGACGCUUCACGCGAUGUCGGCAAUUUCCGAAAGGGUCGUUAACACGGAUCGUCAAUCCUCCUUUGUGCUCGUCGCCAAUAGAAAGGGGUUACCAUCUUCUUAUCGCAAGCAACUAACGCGACACCCUUUCGGAUCUAUCAAGGGAGACAGAUAUGAGGACGCAUACGGGAUUCCAACAGAAAUAGCAGACUUAGCCAUUUUCGAAGGUUCAAAUCAUCGUGGUAUUUUCUAUCUCCCUUUCUCUCUUUUCUCUUUUUCCUUAUCUCUCUCUGUCUCUCUCUCUCUCUCUCUCUCUCUCUCUCUCUCUCUCUCUCUCUUUCGCUUCGAUAUCGAAAGAACGACAGGAGGAAAGGGGGCAGGGCGACUAAUUGGAAAGCCGACGCGGGGAUUAAAGAUUUCCCGGACCCGCCCUUUUCUCUCGCAGCGGCGGUGGCGCUUAACUGAAAUUACGUCAACUGGCGAGUGCGGUUGCACAUUAUCGACCGACGUAAUUGGCGCACAUAGUCUUCCCUCUUCCGCUGUAAUGACCGGGUGAUUUAAUCAUUUACUGCACCGGCGAGAGUCACCAAGAUGCUAACACGUUAACAGAGGGAAAACCCGCUGCAAAUCAUCGUCGCGAAAAUCGAGCACAACGUCGUCGCUGCGGUAUACUCGCCGUCUCGUCGUUAUGUCCCAGCAUCGUUAACACUGAAGACAGUCUUGUGAUAAAUUUCCGGCACAUAGCGAAAUAAAUUGCAUCGUGGAUCAUCAGAACCGUACGUACGAAAGGACUCUGACAUCCCACAAAAAAAAUCUACACCUCAAAGUCCAGGGAGUCUCGGAGCAGAAAAUUGCAGAAAAUGAAAACUGCGAGAAAGUCUGAGAUAGGGAUGGAAGCGUACGAGGCGAGUAACCGGCGUUUAUCGGCCAGGUGUUGACUCCGCCUUUGUCGAAAACGAUGAAAAAAGCUGCGGACCCGCUCUAACGAAUGCGGACCAUGAUACAUUAUUUAACCAGAUGAUGAAUAGCGAACACUGAAGACGGAAAAUACACUUCAGCCGUAAUGGAGGCUCACGUCGAUCAAGCCGCGAACGCAACUGUGGAAAAUCCAGUCUUCAUCGAUGUACCGAUCAUCUUGAGAGCUAUCGUGCUCUGUCUCCUUAUACUCAUCACUAUCGUAGGGAAUCUGUUCGUGAUAGCGGCUAUCCUAUUAGAGCGAAACUUGCAAUCCGUAGCAAAUUAUUUAAUUGUCAGUUUAGCUGUCGCGGAUCUUAUGGUCGCCUGCCUCGUUAUGCCUCUCGGAGCUGUUUAUGAGAUAAACUCGGCGUGGUCACUCGGUCCGGAGCUCUGCGACAUGUGGACCAGCAGCGACGUUCUGUGCUGCACAGCUUCGAUAUUGCAUCUGGUGGCUAUCGCGGUCGACAGAUAUUGGGCAGUCACCGAUAUCAAUUAUAUACAGGCAAGGAAUCCGAGAAGAAUCGGCACAAUGAUCGUCACCGUGUGGGUGGUAUCCUUAGGAAUCUCAUUAGCGCCUCAGCUCGGGUGGAAGGAUCCUGAUUAUUUGGUCCGCAUAGCCCAAGGGACGUGUCUCGUGUCGCAAGAUCCUGCAUAUCAGAUCUUCGCAACUUGCGCAACGUUUUAUCUUCCACUACUAGUUAUUUUAUUCUUGUAUUGGAGGAUAUUCCAAGCUGCUCGUAAGAGGAUCAGGAAGAGGCCCGGCACCAUUCUUCAGCCGCCGCGUGAACGAAGGGGCAUCCUCAGGCUUGUCACGAGAAGGCCCCGCGAGGAGUCGACGGCAUUUACCAUCACGAGAACCACCCCGGACCACUCGUCCAUCUCGCCGGAGAAGUCGUCGUCGUACAACGGCGCGAAUGCCACACCGUCAACGACGGUGACGCCGACGGCGGUUUCGACGACGACAACGACCACCACCACGACGACGUUGACGAAUCCGACCAGCACGAGCCAGCAGCAGCCGGUGGUCAAGUGUACGAAGCGUACACGCGAGACGAUCGAGUCGAAGCGCGAGCGUAAGGCGGCGAAGACCCUGGCGAUCAUCACGGGUGCCUUCGUCGCCUGCUGGCUACCGUUCUUCUUCGCCGCGCUGCUGCAAGCCACAUGCCGAACCUGCCAGCCACCAGAAAUCGUGUCCAGUGUAUUCCUGUGGCUCGGCUACUUCAACAGCACCCUCAACCCCGUUAUUUAUACUGUGUUCUCGCCGGAAUUUCGGCAGGCAUUCAAAAGGAUGCUGUGCGGUGGUACGCGGGGACUUCGCUGACAGUGGAUUUAAUUCCUUUGCUCCGUGCGCGCGGCCGGAUGAAGAGGAUACGUGAAACUCUUGUACAUAUAUGCAAUAUAUACAUAUAUAUUGCAGCCGCUUGCUACCCAGCGUUUUCCUCGGUGUUGUGUAAUAUAUCUGGAUGCCCAACUCUGAAUAUUGUUACAUUUAAGUGGAUUCACUUGCGCGGUUACUUGCGAUUUUAGGUGCGAGAGUGAGAGAAAUCAGCAAUUUUAAUAUUACAUUUAUUUUUAAAUACUUUCUCAAAUAAUUCUCAAAAAAGUUGAGGAUGUCUCAUUUUCUAGUGCAAUUAUUAUCUCCGUCUUGUUAAUAUAUCCUCUGUUUUUAUUAAUGAUGUAAUAUCUUCAUCAAUUUUAGGAUAUAUUGUUCAAAUCGUCUAUCCUUGUACCAAGAUCGAUUCUGCCAGCAUUAAGACACGACGGACAGUGUCCAACACAAUAUUGCUUUUUCCCUUUGCAGCUAUUCCAGAGAAUCAAGCCGCGCGCCGUUAUUCUCGUAGAUACUGUUAAUGAGCAUGACUCGUUCUCGUAAACAAAGCUAACCGAAAUUCCACCGAAAUUCGCGAUUGACGUUAAUUACAGUUAACGUUAAUCGACGACGGCGGAGAACGAUUCUAUCUUAGAAUAUUUUUGCGAAACACUUCCCUAAAUCGUCCGAAAAAUCAAACGAACGACAAUGCGACAUUAUUCGCGAUUUUUUUUAAGCGGGCGAAAAUAUUGCAUUGCACUAAACGGAUAUCGCUAUUUAUGAAUUUAAUUCGCCAGAAUCGAAAUUGGAGCACAUUUUAACGCGUAAACUGGACGACACGCUUAGUGAGAAGAACUCUUGUCGCUCAAGAAAUAUAAAUUUAAGCUAUGAUUAUACAUUUUUUUAUUAUACCUACUUAUUAUAAUGUAAAGAUGUGGAUAAGCGAAGAGCCAUAUGAGUAUCUAAGUAAUAUAGAUGCUUAAAAUUCACAAUCUCUAAUAUUUUAUUUAAACAAGAGAAAUGUGGACGAAAACGUGGAUGGCUCUAUUAAAAGUUUCAGUUUGGUACCCAUAGCAUUUAACCAUAAUGUACGUACAUAGUUGACAUAAUCGAAGUGAACGAAACACAUCUCGUGUUUUGUCGUCCAGUGAAAAUUCCUUGAGAUGUGCUCUGAUAAUGCGAAAAGAAAAUCGCGAGAGGUACUCUUGCUGAAUCAUAAUUGUACAGUAUUGUGUAUAAGCGCGCGAUAAUGCUUAGCGAUCAUACUUCCGAGCAUUACUGUUAAAAUAUAGCUAUGUAUAAAAAUUUUCAAUCUUGGCUUGUCUCCAAAGUACAUACGUAAUGACAAGUCUGAAUGUACAUUAAUUGAAACCGCGACGAAACGAAUACAUUACGAAUAGGUGAUGCGACAGGAUGGAUUCGCGCCGAUCUGUCGCGAUCGUGUAUAAAAAUCUCACGUUUAAAUAAGAACGCAACCUCAAGCUCGACUCAUGAUGCUAGAUACAUCUUACGCUUUUCACUUGAUUCGGAAGUUAGAGAAGUACUCUUUGGGAAAUUUCUCAAGUGCAAAAGAUUUCUCGCCGCCUUACGAAGGUUUGCUUGCGCAACUUUUCUCGUACAGAGUUUUUUAAUAAAGAAACUAAAUAAGAUAUCCCCCACACAAGUAACAGAAUUGAAUAGAAAGGUCGCAAUAUUAUCUUUAACGAUGUCAGAUUUAUUUUCACGAAUUACGCGUAAUGUAAAGUAUAUAGAUAAUAACCAUUAAUGAGAAACGAUUGAAUAAAUAUAAUAAGCGUAAUAAGUACGAAGGAGAGGAGAACGUCGCAGUAAAAUAUCGCAAUCUAAGCUUACAUCGUGGAUGCAAUGUUAGAAUCAAAAAAUAAUUUCACAUUAAUUAUCCCUGUCUAAAUUAUAUGAUAUAUUACAUAUUGAAAAUGUAAUUUUAGCCUUGCCAUUCAAUUCUGCGUCUUAUAACCGAAACGUAAGCCUUUGAAUUUACGUAAUAGUGUAGGAUAACAUCCAAUACUAUAAUAUUACUACAUAACAUGGCGGAUGAUGUUUAAUUUACAGAGCAACGACUGAUCGAAAUCUGCGUACGCAUAUGAAAUGAAUAGGAAUUGAAAAGCGACACACACUUUUCGUUUGUAAUGUCUAUAUACUUCGAAAUGCCGAAAGUGCACAUGCGUUCAUUUCGUUUCUACGUCAACUUACGAGCCACUAGACGCUCGCUACUUAGGAGUAAACAUAGUUCUAGACUAUUUAUAAUCUAAUGUAUUAGGCAGAUUGUGAUAAACGGCGACAAUAGCUUUCUCGUCGUCAGAAAUGACAAGAUUUUAUUUCAUCCAAUUUCCAAAUAAUACGAAAUGGACGCUUUCUCGAUCGCUUAGGGAAAUUAUAAUAAAUAAGAAUACAAAAGACAUAUUUAAAUUUACUUUUUAUUCGUAUAUAACAUUUACUGAACGUAAAUAUAGAAUUUAAAAAAGAAAAAAUUACUAAUUAAUAGAUGUCCUUUCUUUUAUCAACUCAAACUGCUUAAAAUUGAAAUUUGUGGUUAAAUUCUUCUCAUUUCUGACGACCAUUGUUGCUGAAAUGACGGCAAUAUCGGAUACGCUUGCGCUAUCUAAUUAUGUCACUGGUCGUCGUUUUACUCACACGACAUGACUAAUAAAAUAUAACAUUUUCUUCACGUUCAUUUUUUAUGUAAGUCUCCAUCAAGUAAGGCGGAAAAGUAAGACGUUGUCUGCCGAACAUUUUUAGCAAUUUCUAGGGGAGAUUGGAAAGUCAUCGUGGCAUUGCGAUAGCUCAAAAAACAAGAAAAUAUUAUUUUAUGAUUAUAUUAUUAUUAUUAUUUAGGAUUAAAUUUACCGCGAAAGAUUAUAAAAGAGUAAAUUUUUGUCAGGCAAGCGUUUAAUUUUGCAGAUCUAAAUACUAGUUAAAAGACAGGAAACUCUGAUAAAGGAUCAAUAGCGCUGCUCGGUGUACCGGACAAACAAUGUUUGAUGUGGUUAACACUCAUUAAUAACGUUCUGUCAAAGUGUCACAACAAAAUUGAUCGGGAGCAAUUUGCGUUUGUGAAAUGCAAAAUAAGCUUUGGCGAUAUACGCGGUAAAAUGUUCAGUGGAUAACGGGAUACCGGGUAGAUCAUGUACGCUUGUAAAUCAACAAACAAUCGUAUCAUCGAUUGUUUGUCUUCUCGCAAAUAUUGCCUCGUGCAGGAGAUACAGGCCAGGAAGACGUUAAUGAAAUUACGAAGCACGUUUAGACGAGAGAGCGUUUGCGGCAAAGCAUCGAGAUGAGGUGGAUGGUAAUCGGAAAGAUAAAUAUUAUCCAGCGAAUUAAGUCUAUAAGACCACGUAAUCAUCCAGACGAUAACUUGUUGAUAUAAAUGCCAGGUAUGUUCAUUUGAAGUAUUAUGGAAGCAAAGUAUUAUCGAGGAAAGUGAAUAAGAGAGAAAAGAAAGGAAGUGAGAGAAAGCAGAGCAAUAAAAAAGAAUGAGAGAUGGGAAGAGAGCGCGGAUGACACCAUGUAUUUACAACGAUGCUGUGUAUUUGUCUUUGCAAUCAUAAACUGAAAUAAAUCACGGAAAAGUUUGGAGAAA